Xiphophorus couchianus (Monterrey platyfish) is the source of this 2474-nucleotide messenger RNA. RefSeq names its product nanog homeobox (gene nanog). The coding region runs from base 188 to 1435 and encodes 415 amino acids. Gene Ontology annotation, molecular function: RNA polymerase II cis-regulatory region sequence-specific DNA binding; DNA-binding transcription factor activity, RNA polymerase II-specific. The record is from RefSeq and is a predicted model, not a curated record. Gene Ontology annotation, biological process: regulation of transcription by RNA polymerase II. Lineage: Eukaryota; Metazoa; Chordata; Actinopteri; Cyprinodontiformes; Poeciliidae. The transcript is spliced from 4 exons.
UUGAAAGAAGGGCACCCCGCCCACACCCGUGUCCACACCCACACACCUUAUAAACAGACUGAACAGCUGCGCCGCCGUACGCACGACUCCUUUUGGCUCAGAUGUUUUUCUGAUGGUUGGCCGCGUCCUUCUUUUACCCGCAACGUUUUAAGUCGUGACCCGCGAUUUUCCCAGAGGAAAAAAAAAAAUGGCAGAGUGGAAGACGCAGGUAACUUACAACUACAACCCGUCUUAUCAUACCUACGCCUACAGUCUCGUGUACCAGACGGUACCCGAGCAGAAUCAUGGAAACCUGCCUGCCUGGGACGACAGCGGAGUCCCGGACUACAACGGCGAGGCGCCGCAGAACCUUUGCGCCGCCGUCGCGCCGAUUGCCACCAUGAACGGGAAAGAGUCCCCGCCGCGCAGCCCCGAGACCGUGACGGAAAGUUAUCAGGGUGCCGGACUCGUGUACCUCCGUGGCACCCAGGCGGACCACCAAGCUGAGGCCUAUGGAGACGGAGGGGGUGAGGCGAAGCGAGCCAGGAGCGACUCGGUCAGCGACUCUGAAGCGCACACUUCACCUGAUUCUUGGAGCUCUGUCAGCAGCCGUGAAGGAAGUCUUCCUCAGGUGGACCCCACUACCUGGGUUGAGAAGGAGGUUGAUGAGGAGCCCGUCAUCAGAAACCUGGAUGGCAAUGAGGAUGUUUCCAGCUCUUUCAUGGAGGACUCCCAAAACAUGGCCACACUCGGGAACGGGGACGGGAACAACUCAAUCCCUGCCCCCCUUCCUGACCCACAGAAGCCCAGCACCCUUACUGUAGCUAAUCCUAAAGUGAAGAGCCGGGCAGCCUUUACAGAGAGUCAGAUGAAUGCUCUCGUCCAGCGCUUCAGUGUUCAGCGUUACCUCACUCCAGCUGAGAUGAAGAACCUGGCAGACAUGACUGGACUGACCUAUAAACAGGUGAAGACCUGGUUUCAGAACCGGAGGAUGAAGCUCAGGAGGCAUCAGAAGGAUACCAGCUGGGUGUCAGAGCGCUAUACCAUCCACAAGGACACUUCCACGCACAGACCGGUCUUGUCCAACAUGGCCUCACACAUCCCACCUUAUCAAGGAGAUGGCCGGCCCCAGUUCAGGGAGCAUUACAACCAGCACGCGAUGGAGGCAGCUUUCAAGAAGACCCCACCAAAUCUGGCCUACUAUCUUGCUGCUGUGGGCAGCACACCUGGAUCUGCUGGUUAUCCACCUUGGUCCACUAAUGCGUCCCAGGCCAGUGUCUCAAACCAGCCCCAUAAUGCUAGGUGGGCUGUACCACAAGGGGGUGGCCCCUUUGAUUACAGCCCCAACACGUUCAACUCAAACGCCUACAUGCAUGCUGCACGCUUUGAAAGCAAAGAGGGGGAGCCUGUAAACAGCUCCCUAAACACAGCUGUAAUGCAUAAUGGAAACCAGUAGCUAGUGUGGGUAGUUACGGAAACCAUUAGUGAUUCAAUGAGAUGUUGAUGGUGAUUUUCAAAGUUGCUCACCUCAUUUUGUAGUGAAAUGUGAUUUUAAGCAGACUGCAUUGUUCUGUAUCUGAUUUCAAUGUACUAUUUUUUUCUUUUUUCCUCUUUGUUUUAUUUUUAUAUGCAACUAUUUUAUGUGUGUUUUGAAUGCUUCGUCACAGCAGAUGCGUCCAGUUUGGACGCAUUUUGAGCAAAAGGUUCACUGUGAUGCAAAGUAACAUACUUGACAUGCACAAUUUUGUAAAUGCGUUUUUUUAAAAAGAAAUGCAGGUACAAUUUACAAGUGUUGUCUUGUCAUUUUUGUGUCGAUGUAUGGCUAAGUUUUCACAAUCGGUUUUCUACAGUUUAAAAUCUUUUAGUGAGUGCUGGAGACAAAUUGAUUUUGAUCAUUUAUCUGUUGAAGAUUAAAGAUUUGAAUUUUUUUUUUUUUUUUUAACUCCAUUUGGAUUUUGUAGAUCAGAGUGAUGCUGGCUCAAACGUUGCCCAUCAUCUGGUUUUACAGCUUUGCAUUCAUAUGGAGUUUGAAUUCACUUCAACUUCCAAAGGAAGUUAUGAAAAUGAAAGCAAGCCAUAUUGCCCAGGGCUAAUUUUAAGUGUGAUUCCAUUGAAUGUUUUUACAACUAUGGCAGUUGUAAGGGAAUGAUGAAGACUUAUUUUUUUUCCUUCAUCUUUUUUUUUUUUUCCCCUUAUCACUGCACAUUAUAAAGUGAUAUUGUGACUCCUGUUAAAAUGUGUAUUUUCUUAUGUGCUUCCAUCACAUUCUGCAUUUUGGGAAAAUACUCUGUACAACAAGCUAAAUAUUACAUUGGCUUGUAAAAUGCAAGGGAAUGAGGGAAGUAGUCUUUUUGAACUGAUUGUUCCACCGACUGAUAUUGCAAUGAUAUUGUGCAGCCUUACCAUGCAGUACUUGGGCUACAUUGGUAAGGCUUAAUUGUGGCAUAUUUAAGCCUGUAUUGGAAAAGCAGAAUAAAAUUUGAGAUGUGACAUCA